CACAAGGACCGAGCAGUCAGUCCUUGAGCACAGCUGUUGCGGCAGCAGCGGCGGUGGCAGCAGUGGUGCUGACAUUGGGACAGCGGUGUCAGGACAGCGGUGGCAGCAAGAGCUGGGGACUGGCAGAGGGCAAGGCACCAUGGCCCUUGCUCUGCGCCUCUUCCUCCCGCUCCUCCUGGCCGUGGCCCUGCCUGCCAGGGCUGCCCAGGCUGCUCCGCUGCAAGUGCGGGGAGCAGAUGAGCAUGCUAGGAAGGCUUCUCCAGCAGCUUGGCUCCAUGCAGAUUUCCAGCCUCUUAAGCCUCCUGCAGGUGUGUCUGCAGGGAAGACUUUUCAGGCUCCUUUCCGGGUUGCUGCACACAAGCCCAGCUCCCAUCGCAGGGAGAUGGACAGAGAGGCUGUGCUGAAGGCUGAGUUUCCCGGAGGAAGCAGUGGCUCAUUGGCAGCCUCUGCUGCAGGAAGGGAGGCGAUGCCAGGCACAGUCACUGAAGGUUGGGACCGUGACUUGCAUCAUUUGGAAAGACUGGCAAACCAUGGUUUAAGGGUCUUGGAGCUUGGUGAAGCUGAACGUGAUGAUGAAGAUGAUCUGGAUUCCCAACCCAUACCCAUUACUGAGCCUCAGGGAGAUGCUGAGGGUGUGUCUGCAGGGAGGACUUUCCCAGGUCCUCUGGUGGAUGUUGCACAUAAGCCCAACUCCCAUUGCAGGGGUCCCCUGAGAAGGAAGAACAAACCUACAGGAGACAGUAAGUCCCUGGAGGAAUCCAAACAUCUGGAACAAAUCCUGAGUGAUGUGGAGAGACGUGGUGGUGGGUGCAUUUCCCUCAGCCUUCCCCUGGGACUCAGCAACCGGGGGCAUUCCCUGCACAUCUGGACACGCCGUGCCCGGCACAGCGGGAAGGGAUCCAUGGCAGCCUGGCUGCCCCGCUGCUGCUUUCCUGGCCUGCAGGGCUGUUUCCCAGCCUGGCCUGGCUGCAGCUUCUCCCCAGCCUCUGCAGGAAGGCAUUUGGCAGCAGCUGACAGGGAGCCCAAACUGCACCAUGGGCCUGAGAUCCCCUGCAAUUUCCUGGUCUCUGGGUUGAUGCAGAGAGGCAGCUGUUUGCAGGAGGGAGUGCCCUGGAGCAGCUCCAAAACCCUGGCCAUUUUCCUUGUCUUCAUCCACCCUUUGACAAGUAUUGCUUGGAGCAGAACAGCACAGCACAGAGGAAUUAUGGCAUGCAGGCUCAGGGGUUUGGGUACUGGGCAGUCCUGUGCCAAGGGGCGGCAAGGCCCCAGCUCUGGGGGAAACAGAGACCAAGGACCUCCUGUCCCUCUGCACCGUGCUGCCAGCUCAGCAGUGGAGCACAGCACGGGCUCACGCUCCCCAUUGCUCCCACAGAUGCAGCCGGCACCUCAACACAUGCUGACAAGACCUGGAAAAGCAUGAGAAGAAUUUUCUGCUGGGGAACACCUUGUUUGGUUAAGUUGAUGGCCAUUGUGCUUGGUGCAGCACUUUGCCUGAUGAUUUGCUCUGCUGGAAUCUGGUAUUGCUGGAAGAGAAAAUGGUGAGUGUUUUGGUGAUCUCGACCUCAAACAGCUUCCUUUAAUGGCUGCUGAUAGUCAGGGAACAUUCCCAGUGAGGCUGCAGUGGAGCUGUGGCCAGUCUGUGGUUGUCCAAAGAACUCUGCUGAGGGUUCUGCUGCUGCCCAGUGCUUUCAUUGGCCUCUUAAUUGCUGGGCCUUGUCCUGGGGGGCCCGCUGGGGCUGCAGCCAGUGCUGGCUCCCACUGAGGCUGCCUGGCCAAGAGCAGCCCCGGGGGCACAGGGCACAGGCAAGGCAAGGUGGGGAGAAGAAAGAGCAGGGACGAGAUUACCCUUGCAAGGCAGUCGUGCUCUGGGGCCCGCUCCUGGCCAGGGAUCCUGCCCAGAGCCGUCCCCUGCUCGCCGGGGCCUUGAGGGGCAGCUGUCCAGCUGGGCCAAGGUGUGCCAGCAGCUCCAGCCGGGCUGGGGAGCCUUGCCAGCUCUGGGCCCUGCUGUGCAGGAGGGUCCCAGUGUGCCACUGGCAGCUGGGGCCUCAGCCACUCCUCUCUCCAAAGGUGCUCCUGCCCAUCUUCAGAAGACAAGCCUAACAACACAGGCAGAGAGAACUUGACCCGUCUUCCCAGCUCUUCACUUCUGUCCCCAUCUG
Molecule: messenger RNA, 2159 nt
Organism: Vidua chalybeata
Lineage: Eukaryota; Metazoa; Chordata; Aves; Passeriformes; Viduidae
Exons: 8
Coding region: 140-1420 (426 amino acids)
Source: RefSeq, a predicted model, not a curated record